Fusarium venenatum is the source of this 1470-nucleotide messenger RNA. Its product is annotated as cytochrome P450. The record is from RefSeq and is a predicted model, not a curated record. NCBI's taxonomy places the organism in Eukaryota, Fungi, Ascomycota, Sordariomycetes, Hypocreales, Nectriaceae. Gene Ontology annotation, molecular function: heme binding; monooxygenase activity; oxidoreductase activity, acting on paired donors, with incorporation or reduction of molecular oxygen.
AUGACUCUCAUUACUACUCCUGGGGCGCCUUUGCUCGCAGGUGUCUUUCUCUUUGUCAUCGCAAGUUACACUCUGGCAACAUCACUAACAUCACCGUUACGCCGCUUGGCCGGUCCUUGGUACACCCAUUUCACUCACCUGGUACUCAAAUACCACAUUGUCACUGGUAACAGGAUACACUAUGUUCAUUCACUUCACCAGAGAUACGGUCCUGUCGUCCGCCUCUCCCCCCAUGAGGUAUCUAUAAGCGACGCAGAAGCUGUCGCUGCAGUGCACAAGAUUGGCGCAGGAUUCCUCAAGUCAGCUUGGUAUGAUGGCAUCACCCCCGGUCGUGAACCUGGAAUCUUUGCCAUGCGUGAUCCUCAUCAGCAUUCAGCUCGGCGAAGACUGUUUGCUCGCGCUUUCAGUAACGGCUCCUUGCUCACCAAUUGGGAGCCCGAGAUCAGGCAAAAGACUAGCCUUGCAGUUCAAAAGAUCAAACAGGAUGCUCUUGGAGCUGGUGCUGAUGUUUUCAAGUGGUGGACACUUAUGGCCACAGAUGUGAUCGCUCAUCUGUCUUUUGGAGAGUCAUUCCACAUGCUGGAACAAGGCAAGCAAACGCAAUACAUCGAUUCAAUACAGUUGGCCAUGAUAAACAGUGGCAUCAGAACUGAGCUUUCGUGGAUCUACCCUUUUCUGAAAUUCAUCCCUUCCCAGGGUCUGAAGACGCUACUGAAUGCCGACAACGUCGUUUACGAUCACGGCACUGUAGCCGUCAGGAAUAUGCAGAGUGCCGGAGACGGACUAAGCAGGGCCAAUCUGUUUAGUCAGAUGGUGGCUGAAGCAGAUGGGCAAGAAAAGACAACACUCACAGCGUCAGGUGUACAAGCAGAAGCAGGUAACCUCAUCAUUGCUGGAUCAGAUACGACAGCUGUCACUUUGACAUACCUUGUCUGGGCUAUUAUCAAGCAACCCCAGCUACAAGCCCAGUUAGAGGCUGAGGUUUGCUCGCUCAGUGAUGAGUUGACAUUUGACGAACUCAAGAAUGCGCCAAUCUUGAACAGCAUUAUCGACGAGACACUUCGACUAUAUGGUGCAGCACCUGGUGCACUUCCGCGUGUUGUGCCUAGCAAGGGUGCUACCCUUGCCGGUCAUUAUCUUCCAGGGGGUACUGUUGUCAGCACACAAGCAUAUACUGUUCAUCGUGACGAGAACAUCUGGCCUGACGCACUAAGAUUUGACGGUUAUCGAUUCAUGGACAAGUCCAAAGUGACAACUGUACAAAAAUCAGCGCUAUCGCCGUUCGGAGCUGGCUCUCGAAUUUGUAUCGGCAUGCACUUGGCUUACAUGGAACUAAGGCUUGGAGCUGCACUAUUCUUCCGAGAGUGCCGUGGGGCGAAACUUGGCGUGGAGAUGACUGACGAUAUGAUGGCGAUGGAAAACCACUUUUUGAUUGCACCCAAAGCUCAUAAAUGUAUAGUCAAGCUAUAG